Anopheles maculipalpis is the source of this 1287-nucleotide messenger RNA. RefSeq lists its product as uncharacterized. The record is from RefSeq and is a predicted model, not a curated record. Lineage: Eukaryota; Metazoa; Arthropoda; Insecta; Diptera; Culicidae. Bases 1 to 1287 code for a protein of 428 amino acids. The transcript has a single exon.
AUGGACGGCAUCGACGGGCUGGACAUAGCCGUACCGGACUACAUCAACGAGCAACUGAUUGUAAAUUCUAUCAAAAAUGGACUCGGUGUACUGAGGCCACGAAUACUCGCAAGUAAAAUAACGCGCGCAACGGCCAAUGGUGAUAACUACAUGAGUGAUGUGUUUCGUAUCACGACGAGUUACGUCGAUGGCACGGAUAACGAGAAGCAAAGCGAAUCACGGAACAUUUCACUCGUGGUGAAAAGUCUUCCAAACACUGGUCAACGUGGUCCAAUCAUAAUCGAGAUGAAGGCAUACGAAAAGGAAGCCAUCAUGUUUCAGGAUAUCGUGCCCAAACUGUCCAAGAUGACGAACGACACGUUCUUUGCCGCCCGUUGCUUUUAUGCCUCCGAUUUGCCCGAACGUUUGCUUGUGUUUGAAGACUUGAAAGCGUUGGAUUUCGUUGCAGUAAACCGUCAAGCUGGGCUGGAUUUCGAACAUUGUGCACUGGUGAUGAAAAAGAUCGGUCAAUUCCAUGCUGCAUCGAUGCAGUUUGCCGUGCAGGAGGGGGAUCUGUUGCGACGGCACUUUAAUUUUAACAUGUUCAAUCCGGACUACAGUGAACCGUCCGAGCAAAUGCGGAUCAUCUUCGAGAAGGGGCUGGAAACAUUGAUUGCCGUUGUGAAAACGCAGUGGGAUGGCUUUGAUCGAACGAUUGUGAACAAGCUGGAAAAACUUGCUCCGGUGUAUGUGGAGCGACUGCGCGACUGUUUACAGCAGGAUUGUGAAUCGGACGGUGGCUACCGCGUGCUAAAUCAUGGCGAUUUAUGGUCAAACAACAUGAUGUUUCGCUACGAUCCAAACAACCCCUCGAUCGUGCAGGAUGUUGCGUUUGUGGACUUACAGAUCUGUUUCUAUUCGAGUCCGGGAGUGGACUUAAACUAUGCCCUAGCCAACUGCCCGAAUUAUGAAACACGUUCCCGGCUGGACGAACUCAUCGAACUGUACUACGAGUCGUUCAGUGCAACGCUCGAGUAUCUUCAGUACGAUGCGAGACCCAUACCAACGCUGGAGGACGUGCGGUACGAGAUAAGAAGGAUGGAAUUUUUUGCCCUCGUGUCCGUCGUAUCCGUGCUGCCGAUUGUGCUGAUGGACCAGACGGAUGAGCUGGUGGCCAACUUUGAGAAUCUCAUGGAAGGUGAGGAUGCCGAAAAGGCACGCCAGAUACAGUACAAUGGAGUGAAUUAUCAGCGGAUUGUGCGGCCGAUGCUGAUUGAGUUUAAUCAGCGGAAAAUGCUUGACAUUUAG